GGCAUUUUUGGUUUGCUGCAGGUGGAUAAUAGUUCUCAAUGGAUGCACUGAAUAUGAAAGCAAGUGAAGUGGUGAAUCUACAAGAUUCUCAUCUCUGCAGUGAACGGAAUGAAGGACUUGGCUCGGGAAUUCUAAGAGUGUGGCAAGAGUUCACUUUCCACAGCCAGGAAGAAGCCAGUCAGAUGUGUAGCAAGGAUACAAAUAGUCGAAACAACUCUCUUCUCCAAGACCAUGAACCCCAACGGGAAGAAAAUUCUGAGAACAUUCCCAGCAGCCUGCAGGCAUGCGGCCUUGAAACACAGACGAGGCAGGAAACAGCAGAGUCCAGUGGUUGCGUGAGUGAUGAAGAUGAAGGCAUAGCCCAGAGACUGUCUACCCAGCCCAGAGGGGUAGUUCUUGUCAGUGAAGAAGAGCUGGCUCAGUUGGCCCAGCUGAAGCCAUCGCUGUCCAAAAGUAUUCUGCAACAUAAUGCGGGGAAUCUGAUCCAGAAACUUCAGAGGCAGAUGGAACAGCAAGAGAUCCUGGCAGAGUUUGUGGCUUUAGAACACAUGAAGCCACUUGAUGAUUGCCAGGUUGCCAAAGCACCAGAAAACCGUGAAAAGAACAGAUACCGAGAUAUUCUCCCAUACGAUAUGACACGAGUGCCUCUUGGAAAGGGGAAGGCCUACAUCAACGCCAGCUACAUCCGUGUGCCGGCGGGCAAGGAGGAGCUCUUCUACAUCUCCACGCAGGGCCCCCUGCCCUGCACCAUGAACGACUUCUGGCAAAUGGUCUGGGAAAACCACUCCAAUGUCAUCGCCAUGAUCACGAAGGAAGUGGAGCAUGGGAUUGCGAAAUGCCAUCGCUACUGGCCAGAGCCGCCCCACAGUUCUGUGGCCUUGGCGCAGUUUCAUCUGCAACUGGUGAACUAUCAGAUCCUGGACUGUUUUAUCAUUAGAAUGAUAGAAAUAAUGAACAAACAGACGCAGGAGAGGCGCACUGUGCAGCACCUCCAGUUCACCGCGUGGCCGGACCACAGCACACCCAGGUCCUCGCGGCACCUCCUCCAGUUCGUUCGCUACAUGCGGAAAAUCCACCGCUCGGGCCCCAUCGUCACCCACUGCAGUGCCGGGGUCGGAAGAAGCGGGGUGCUGCUUUGCGUGGAUAUUUUGCUGCACGGCAUAGAGAGAGAUUUAUUUUUUGACAUCAAGCAAAUAGUAACACAUUUGAGACAUCAACGUUUUGGCAUGAUUCAGACGAAGGAGCAGUAUAUGUUUUGCUAUGAAAUAGCUCUUGAAGCCCUGAAGAAUCUUCAGAGCAGGAAUGCCCAGCUGCUGCAGUAAGGAAAUCGGCUGUCAUCCUCUGCUUUGGACACACUCUGCCUCUUGCAACUCAUUGCGUUGAGAUGGCCAAGCAUCAGUGGGAUUGUGUUGUACUUCAAUAUCUGAAAAAUCUGGUUUUCUAAAGCAUUACCUA
This is a messenger RNA of Varanus komodoensis (Komodo dragon), 1455 nucleotides long. It is a transcript of the gene PTPN20, whose product is annotated as protein tyrosine phosphatase non-receptor type 20. Gene Ontology annotation, biological process: protein dephosphorylation. NCBI's taxonomy places the organism in Eukaryota, Metazoa, Chordata, Lepidosauria, Squamata, Varanidae. The record is from RefSeq and is a predicted model, not a curated record. Gene Ontology annotation, molecular function: protein tyrosine phosphatase activity. The transcript is spliced from 11 exons. The coding region runs from base 39 to 1322 and encodes 427 amino acids.